AUGACGAAUCAGGGACGUCAACGUUGUCAAUUUCGAUUGCCGUCAGUGGGCUACGAUCUGUUUCGACCUCCGUUGACCUGUGACUUCUGUCGUGGAAUCCAGGGAAUCCCCCGAGUCACCCAUCUUUCCCCGCAAGACUUCCAGACAACGUAUGCGUACACGGGGAAGCCAGUGAUAGUGGAAGACGGGAUGAGGGAUUGGUCGGCUAUGGAGGUGUUUAACUUCACCUUCUUCAAGGGAAUCUACGAUGAGGGGCGGAGGCAUUCCGUUUUCAACUGUCAGUUCUUUCCCUACCAGACCGAAUUCAGAAGCCUCGAUGAGGUCUUUGACAUGGAUUUUAGCAGAGCCAACAUGACUCCCGGCUUUGUGCCCUGGUAUGUCGGAUGUUAUGCGUACACGGGGAAGCCGGUGAUAGUGGAAGACGGGAUGAGGGAUUGGUCGGCUAUGGAGGUGUUUAACUUCACCUUCUUCAAGGGAAUCUACGAUGAGGGGCGGAGGCAUUCCGUUUUCAACUGUCAGUUCUUUCCCUACCAGACCGAAUUCAGAAGCCUCGAUGAGGUCUUUGACAUGGAUUCUAGCAGAGCCAACAUGACUCCCGGCUUUGUGCCCUGGUAUGUCGGAUGGUGA
This is a messenger RNA of Darwinula stevensoni, 627 nucleotides long. NCBI's taxonomy places the organism in Eukaryota, Metazoa, Arthropoda, Ostracoda, Podocopida, Darwinulidae. The record is from the annotation of a GenBank genome assembly.